UAUAAAUAUUCAUUUAUUUAAACUUUUUACUUUUCUUACUUUUUUCUUCUUUUUUGUACUUUAGCAGAGAAAAUAUAUUUUUUUGCACAUCAAAAAAUGCAUCUUAAUGCAUAGAAUACAUGUAACAAAUUUCAUGAAAAUGUCUACAAUAUUGUUUAAGUUAUUAUUAAAAAACUGAUUUUUUUUGAAAACUUCAACACCAACUGUAUCUCAAAAGUUAAGACGUUUAGAACAUCUGUUCAUUAGAACUUUUUUAAUGAGUCCAGGAAUCACUCCCUUAAAUAUUAGUACGUCUUAGGAACACCUUGUACAUCCACAAGUCUUAUUGAAAUGAAACAAUUCUGGCUAAUCCAUAGAUAUUAUCACAUGCUUGACAGUAUUGUUAAUCAUAUGAAAAUACGAUUUUCUGGAAGCAGUCAAAACCCUGAUAUCGCAACAGAUAAUUUUUUUUUAAAUGAAUUUAGUAGGAAAUGAAACUUUUAUAGAACAGUAUAAUAAAUAAUUUACGAGUAAUAUUGACAAAUAUUCCCUAAUCGCGGAGAUUUUAUAUAGGAUAUACAGGGUGUUCCAUUAAUAAUGGUAAAUAUUUUAAUAGCAGAUUCCUCUCACAAAAAUGAUGAGGUUAAGUUAAAUUUUCCUAGUCCGAAAAUGAAAUGCAACCAAGAUACAGGGUGAUAAACAUUAAGUAUUUUUUUUGAAUUUUGUCUAUAACUUUAGCAGUUGUUUUUUGUUAUUAUUAAUGGGACACCCUGUAUAUAAAUAGGUAAUUAAAAACUGCAUCAAGGCUAAUGUCAGUGUAAUUGAUCAGUUUUUAAACUUAAAAUAUAUUGUGACAUUGGAUCAAAUACUUCUGAGAGAUCUUUUUAUAAUGAAAAGUGUAGGUUAAAAUGUCCAAAAACUUUCAAUGUUGAAAAGCAAAAAUAAAUUAAUAAAGAAUUUUGGCAAAUGAAUAAUAAUGAACAAAGAACUUUUGUAUUUAGUUGUAUAAAACGAUUUGCAAAAGAAAGUAAAAUGGUGGCUAAUAACUCAAGGAAAGAAAAUAGUUUCAAGUAUGUUCUAAAAGAUUUGAAUGGCACAGAAAAUUAUGUUUGCAAAACUUUCCUGCUCGCAACUUUGGGGUUCCACCCAGCAAAUGAUAGGUUUUUAAAAUCUGUUAGGGACACUGAACCUACAGCUGCUUUGCCAAGAAAGGAUAUGCGUGGUCGCCAUCCUAACUCUGCAAAAGUUGACAGAAAUUUGCUUGUAGACCACAUUAAAACAUUUCAACCAGUUGUUUCGCAUUAUAGAAGAGAGCAUGCCCCUAACCGGCUCUAUUUGUCAAGUGACAUUUCAGUUACUUUGAUGUAUAAGGAUUUCGUAGAAAAGAAUCCAAUGGUUAAAGCGUCUUAUGAGUUGUAUAGGCAGGCGGUCGCCAGCAUGAAUAUUUCAUUUGCUAAUUUAGGAAACGAGGAAUGCUUUGAGUGUGAGAAAUUUAACUUACAUUUAAAAAGUUCGCUACACAAGAAAGAAGAUUCAAGUAUUGACUGUAAAGAAUGUGGGGUAUGGAAAGGGCACAAAGAAAACUAUGUCGCUGCCAGAGAGGAAUAUGAAAAAGAUAAGAAGGAAAGAGAACCCGAGAAAUUAAUUAUUUCAGCUGACUUGCAAAACGUGAUAAUGCUACCACGGGCCGAAAUGUUUAAGGAAAUGAUAUUCACUCCAAGGUUGAUUGCUUUUAAUGAGUCAUUUGUUCCAGUUGGUGCAUAUUCCAAAGCUUUGAAAGCAAUGGCAGUUAUUUGGCACGAAGCCAUAAGCGGCCGAAAAAAAGAAGAUUUAAUCUCAACGUUUUAUGCCUUUUUAUUAAAUAACAGGGACACACCAUAUAUAACAAUUUGGCUUGACAAUUGUGCGGCUCAAAAUAAGAAUUGGUCGCUUUUAUCUUUUUUUAUUUUUAUUGUAAAUUGUGCUGAUGUUGAUCUAAAGAUUUUUUAUGUAAAAUAUUUUCAGUGCGGUCAUGAUAAAAACACCCAUUUGUAUUAUUUUUUUCCAGUGUUACAUAGUUAAAACGUCCUAAGUGUUAUUUUUUUUCAAAAUACUUAAAUUUCAUAAGCAUAAACUAUUUUCUCUUCUU
Anthonomus grandis grandis is the source of this 2107-nucleotide messenger RNA. RefSeq lists its product as uncharacterized. The transcript has 2 exons. NCBI's taxonomy places the organism in Eukaryota, Metazoa, Arthropoda, Insecta, Coleoptera, Curculionidae. The record is from RefSeq and is a predicted model, not a curated record. Bases 946 to 2040 code for a protein of 364 amino acids.